AUGAAAGAUCCAGAUUGUGGAAGUCGUAUAAAUAUAGGGAAAGUGAUAGAGGGUAUUCCUGAUCAGGCUUUUGUGCUUAUAACUAAUGAACCUCUUACGGUCACUCGCACUUUUUACAUUAAUAGUGCGAGCUUAGGACUCAGCGUACUUUGGUUUUUAGCCAGCAUCAUUUUAAUGGCUGGAAAAGAGAAGUCGGGCUAUUUCAGACCUUUGCGCUGGCCAUGGGUGUUUAUUUCUAUAGCAGUUUGCGGUUGUGACGUAGUUGCAACAGUCAUUUUUGCUAAUGACUCAUUCUAUACACGGAACUUAACAGAAGUGAUGGACUAUAUAGGAGGUACUAUAAGCGGGAUAGGAAAUAAGCAACUCGACACUUCUCUGACGGCUUGGAUCAUGGUGGCUCUCUACUCACGUUUCGCUGUCUUCUUUGUAAUCAAUCUUAUACUCAUUGUGAUUGUAGUUCUCGAUAAAAGCAAACCCAAACCGGAUAUUGGUGUCGUCGAGUCUCCGACUGUACCACCUCCACCGCCACCCCCGCAACCACCACAACCACCUUUACCUCCAAUUACACAAUCUCAAACUCCAAAACCACAAGUCAAUAUCCCAGUACAUCUUCCAAUCAGACGUGUAUCAGAACCGAUUGUAGCACGCAAAGCGAGCAACAGUGCUGAUGAUAGAACCGUUUUGUCAAUCCCUCUAAGUAAUAUCACUGAAGCAAGCACCAGUACGAAGGACAUAGAAGAUUCAAGUAUCCGUGAAGAUUCAGCUAAAAUACCGCGGGCUGGUUUCAACAACGCCUUUCGCACUAUGAAAAGGUUUUUAUUUACAAAACCAUCGACCUCACGAGCUUCUAUAUUAGAUUCUGCGUAUUCAUCACCUGAAAGGUCACCCAAAUUACAUCAUCGUGAUAUUGACAAAAAAAGAACAGUUAACUUUCCUGAAAAUCUGUUAUCAUUACCUCAACGUUUGGAAAACAUGAUCGCGGAGCAGCAACGACGUUUGGACAACGCUGUAAUCGACACCGGCCGUACUUCACCCCCGAGAGCCUCGCAGUCAUUACCACAGCUUAACGACUCUCAAGACGGUAAUCCGGCUUUGAACCGCGGGCGACGCGACACUGCCGCAGAAUUACAAGGUCAGCUGCCGUGGGCCUAUAUUCCAGCGUCAGCACACCGCAUGCGUGACCAACUGCCACCAGACGAGGACCUGCCUCCAGUGCCGCUACCGGACUAUACGGCAUUACAUUCGGUUCGCAAAGCAUGCUACAUCGGUCAUGCUAUCAACGUUAUUCUGCUGAUUACUCUCAUAGUUUACCUAAUUGAUAAUCAACAGAAGGCAAAGGAAAACGGAGUGAGUGAUGUGCAAGUACCAAGACCCAUGAGAGAGGAGAGUCCGUGGCAACAACAAAGGAAUGAAUUAUUCUUAGGGUAUCCUAGAACAAAUAUCAAUCCUGUUUACAAUCAUGACGAAAUAUCUCCGUCUCCACCACAACGUCAAAUUAGAGAAAAUCCACUUCCUGAUUAUUCAAAUCCGCCGUAUCGCUCAGACCCAUGGUCAGUAGCACCAACGAACUCCAAUCCUCCAAUGGGAUCACGUCCUUUCACAUAUUUGGAGGAACCAAAACGGCCUAUACCUGUAAAACCACCAGUGACUCCCACAAAUGACCAACAGUGGCGAAGAGACCCUUGGCCCCCGGCUCCUCCAGUGCCAGAACCCGAUUAUAGCCCAAAACCACGUAAAUUAAAGAGUGCUUUGAAGACAUAUUAA
Molecule: messenger RNA, 1764 nt
Organism: Danaus chrysippus (African queen)
Lineage: Eukaryota; Metazoa; Arthropoda; Insecta; Lepidoptera; Nymphalidae
Source: the annotation of a GenBank genome assembly